Molecule: messenger RNA, 1812 nt
Organism: Amaranthus tricolor (Joseph's coat)
Lineage: Eukaryota; Viridiplantae; Streptophyta; Magnoliopsida; Caryophyllales; Amaranthaceae
Product: pentatricopeptide repeat-containing protein At1g15510, chloroplastic-like
Exons: 1
Coding region: 1-1812 (603 amino acids)
Biological process (GO): RNA modification
Molecular function (GO): protein binding; RNA binding
Source: RefSeq, a predicted model, not a curated record
AUGCUUUUCCUGAAAAAAAUUUCACAAGGGAAGAGGAAAAAAACCCAGAAUUUGUUCUUUUAUUCUCUGCAUAGAUUUUUCACAAAUAGAAUAAAUACACAGACUUCCAUUAAUGUGGGUAAUAAUCUUUUACUUGACAAAGAAAAAGGGUACUUUAAUUUUCUUAGAACUGCCCAUAAAACUUCAGAUUUGUCUAAUGGAAAAGCAAUACAUACCCAGCUUAUCAAAAAAGGAUGUUUGCAUUCUUCCAUUGUUCUUCGGAAUUUUCUUCUUAAUAUGUAUAUAAAAUUUGGGGAUCUGGAUAGUGCAGUCCAAUUGUUCGAUGAAAUGCCUCAUAGAAAUGUUGUAUCUUGGUCUACCCUUAUUGCUGGCUUUGUGCGCCAUGGUUUUGCUCAGCAAGGUCUUCAAUAUUUUUCUAGUAUGUUUAGUGAUGUUGUGAGGCCUAAUGAAUAUACUUUAGUUACUGCACUUAAUGCUUGUUUCUUUACUGGAUUUGCUCCUCAUGCUUAUCAGAUUUAUGCAAUGGUCAUUCGACUAGGAUUUGAUUGGAAUGUUUUUGUUAAGAAUGCAUUUUUAACUGCUUUGAUAAAGAAUGGACAUUUAAUGGAUGCUAUUAAAUCUUUUGAUGGGUGUUUGAAUAAAGAUAUAGUGAGUUGGAAUGCUAUGAUUUCUGGAUAUUUGCAGUUUUUACCCUCAAUUGUUCCAAGCUUUUGGUUAAAGAUGAUUCGUGAAGGCGUAAAACCUGAUGGCUUUACGUUUUCUGCUGUUCUGAGUGGCUUGACAGCUCUUGGCGAUGACAAAUUUGGAAUGCAGAUGCAUGGUCAGCUUGUUAAGUUUGGUCAUGGAGCUGAAACUUGUGUUGGAAACUCUGUAAUGGAUAUGUAUUUGAAGCUCAGUGAUUUGGUGAACGGGCUUAAAUCAUUCGACGAGAUUAAAUGCAAAAACAUUUUAUCUUGGACAGCUAUGGCAACUGGGUGCUUGAAUUUACGAGCUCCAAGUAAAGCGUUGGAGAUCCUCGGAGAAAUGAAGAUGGCAGGUAUAAGACCAAACAAAUUUAGUCUCACCACCGCCUUAAAAGCAUGUGCCGAUAUGGCUUCCUUAGAGGAAGGUCAGAAAGCUCAUGGCUUGAGAAUAAAGCUUGGAACCAAGAUGGAUGUAUGUGUCGAUAAUGCUCUACUGGAUAUGUAUGUCAAAUGUGGAUGUGUUGGUAACGCAAUGUCGGUGUUUAAGAGAAUGAAGGAUUGUACAACCGUCACAUGGACUACUAUGGUAAUGGGAUUUGCCCAAAAUGGGCGUGUUCAUGAAGCUGUCAAGAUUUUCAAUGAAAUGGUAACAGAGGGUGUUAAGCCAAACUACAUUAGUUUUGUGUGUGUUCUUUAUGCUUGUAGCCAAGGCGGGCUUGUAUCGGAAGGAUGGAAGUAUUUUUCUUUAAUGACUCGUGAAUAUGAUAUUUUUCCGGGGGAGGAUCAUUAUAUAUGUAUGGUUGAUUUACUUGGACGAACCGGAUAUAUAAAAGAAGCGGAGGCGCUUAUCUCAAAGAUGCCUAUGAAACCAGGACCGUUAGUGUGGCAAACCUUACUUGGUGCUUGUCACAUUCAUGGGGAUUUUGAAGCGGGGAAGCGUGCAGCAGAGUGUGUCGUGAAUCUUAAGCAGAGUGAUCCGUCAACAUAUAUCUUGCUAUCGAACAUGUUGGCGAAUUUGAAUCAUUGGAAAGGGGCGAAAAUAAUGAGGGACAUGAUGAAAAGUAGAAGUUUAAGCAAACUUCAAGGAGCUAGUUCAUUAACAUCUUUGAAUAUACUUGGCUCUUAUUAG